AAAAAUCAUCUCUUAUAUUUUUGUCUUGGUCAUUCUCAGCUUUUGAUCUCACAUCACACUCACUCUGUCUAGCUCUAGCAAAUAAAAACCAUUGCUCCUCUUCCAAAACAACCUCAUCUAUCUCCUUCCACCUCUAAAACUCUGCAGCAUGGCCUUGUUUGCUGUUGCAGCAGUGCUUCUUUUGUUCUUCACCAGCUCUUCAAGUGCCACUUGGUGCGUUUGCAAGGAGGGAAGUGAUACCAUACUGCAGAAAACCUUAGACUAUGCGUGUGGAGCUGGGGCUGAUUGUAACCCUUUGCACCAAAAUGGCCCUUGUUUUCAACCAAACACUGUUAGAGCUCACUGUAACUAUGCAGUUAACAGCUAUUUCCAAAGGAAGGGUCAAGCUCAAGGUUCUUGUGACUUUGCAGGAACUGCCACUGUUACUGCAUCAGAUCCCAGCAGUGCAGGAUGUUCCUACCCUGCUAGCUCCAGCAGUGCAGGAACAGGAACAAGCACACCUUCGUCUCCGUACAGUUCAACAGCAGGAGGAGUAGUGGGAGAUGACAGUGAUGGUGGCCUUAUCAACACUACUUUCUUCAUUUCCUUCUUUUCAGGCUUCGUCAUCAUUCUCUUUUGGUGCUGCUGAAAACUGUCUUCUUCUCUGCAUCACUCUCACCAUGCUAUUAUCAUGCACAAAUAUCUUAUGCUGUAUUUUACUGUGCAUUUCUUCUCUUCUUCUACCUCUUCAAUUAGAGUCGUUAGUUUUUCGUUUCCUAUUUUUCUCCUAACAUCUACUUCAAUCAAAGGAAGGGUUUUUGCUUCUUUUCAACUAGUAUUUAGGUGGUGGGUGUUGGGUCUAUCGAAUUAACUCUAGGUUAUUUCGUAUUAAUACAUUUUUCAUCUUUA
Molecule: messenger RNA, 888 nt
Organism: Vigna radiata var. radiata (mung bean)
Lineage: Eukaryota; Viridiplantae; Streptophyta; Magnoliopsida; Fabales; Fabaceae
Product: PLASMODESMATA CALLOSE-BINDING PROTEIN 3
Exons: 4
Coding region: 149-628 (159 amino acids)
Source: RefSeq, a predicted model, not a curated record